GAGGGCAAGGAAAAAACAAGCCGAGAAAAUUGUUCGAAGAAAACGAAAGUACAAUCAUCAAUUUUCAAUUGAACAAGUGUGUUAUUUUGACAGAUAAGCAUCACAUGUAAUAGUUAGUUUGGUGAGUUAUGGCAGCGUCGUUGCGCUCAACGCAGAAGGUUCGUCUGGCAAAAUAAGUGUUCGGAGUCUGUCGCUUGUAUUUGUGUUAUUGUACCAGCCAUCAGUGCAGAACUGUUAUGAGGUGUCAAUAAGUUUAAAGGUGGACUGAGGCUGGAAUGCGAAGGCCCUGGUAUUUGAGCUGGGGUUCGGAGGUCAUCAUCCUCAUCGCAUGACAAAGCCGGACUGACAGAUUCAUCUUCAUCUUUCAGAUACAGUCUUUCCAUUUUCUGUGCCUAAGGUGAGCACCAUGAAGGCUGGCGGGCGGGGCAAGGAUGCUCCCGCAGAGGGGGACGUCAGCGGCAAGCGGCCCAAACGCAAGUGUCUGCAGUGGCACCCCCUGCUGUCCAAGAAGGCCCUGGACUUCUCAGAGGAAGAGGAGGAGGAAGAUGAGGAGGAGCUGGAGAAGGAGUCUCUGCUGUGCAGGGAGAGCGGGGUGCAGGAGGCCGAGUGCGGGGUCACAGAGGAGGAGGGCGAGGAGGAGGUGUCGGAACAGCGCGCCCGGCGCCCCAUGAACGCGUUCCUCCUCUUCUGCAAGCGGCACCGCUCCCUGGUGCGGCAGGAGCACCCCCGGCUCGACAACCGCGGGGCCACCAAGAUCCUGGCCGACUGGUGGGCCGUCCUGGAGCCCAAGGAGAAGCAGAAGUACACGGACAUGGCCAAGGAGUAUAAAGACGCUUUCAUGAAGGCAAACCCAGGGUACAAGUGGUGCCCCACCACCAACAAGCCAGUGACCAGCCCCACCCAAGCCAUCGGCACCCCUCGCAAAAAAGUCUGGUCCCUUUCCUCCAGCCCGCCCAAGGACUGCGCCGUCGCCAAAAAAGUGCCCAAGGCUGUCAGCGCCCCCCAGCUCAACUUCGCCAUGGCAGAUCCAACCAAAAUGGGAGGUCUAAGUUUGCUGCUGCUGGCUGGGGAGCACGCUCUGACCGCCCGGGAGAUCUCCUCCAGCACCUCUCCGACUCCCUUGGACUCGGACAAGCAGGCCGGAAAGUCUACCUUAUUCAAUCUCUCUGAGAUUUCCUCCAGCACUUCCCAGUCAGGGGCCACAGACGUUGCUAAGCACCCUGGGAAACCUGCACUCUUCCAGCUAGCUGAGAUUUCCUCCAGCACUCCUAAGCCCACAGCUGGAGCCGCGGCUGCUGAAGGAAGCACAUCUCCGGACCUGGCAGAGGUCCCCUCUGGAAUACGCAGGACAGAGCCUCAGGACCCAAAGGCCUGUGUGAGCUCUCCUUUGUUUCAGCUGGCAGAGCAGAUAUCCUCCAGCACGCCGCAUGCCACCGGGCCAGAGGGGAAGCCAUGUGGACAGUCCGCCCUCUUCCAGCUGGCUGAAAUGUGCUUGGCGUCUGAGGCGGGGAAGAUGGAAGCUUUGGCUCCGCUGCCGGUGGGCGAGUCCACCUCAGCCUCUUCCUCUCACAGUGCUGAAAACCCUGAUCUUCCUCUGUCCUCCUCCUCUUCCUCCACUUCUACUUCCACCUCACCUUCUUCAUCGUCCUCCUCUUCCUCCACGUCCUCCACACACACCGACGCCAGUCCUCCGGCUCUCAGCCAACCCAAGAAUGUGAAGAAAAAGAAAAAGAAGAAGAAGAAGAAGAAGGACGACCCGGUGGAAGAGAGGAGCGAGGCCUCUGGGCUCGACAGCGAAAGCCCGCCGUCGCCCAAGAAGUCCUGCAAGAAGCGGCAGUCCUCCGACUCGGACCUGGAGAGCAUGAUCUACACCAUCGAGGCGGUGGCCAAGGGGGCCUGGGGACCGGAGGAGGUGCCCAAGAAGAAGGUCCGCCUGCCAGAGGUCCCCGGGGAGCCCGUUUCGCCAAAGAAGGCCAAGCCCAAAGCCAGGAAGCCGAAAGUGGAAGAGAAGCCAGCGGUGGACUGCACGCCGCUGGAAGUGGAGCCGCCCUCGCCCUCACCCCCGCCCAGCCCCAAGGCCGAGGUGGAGGAGGAGGAGGAGGAGGUGGAGGAGGAGGAAGAAGAAGAGGUGGAGCCCCCCGCACCCGUGGAGCAGCCACCCAGCCCCCCGCUGCUCCUCCUCAAAGCGGAGGAGAAGGAGGGGGAGGCCAAGCCCGAGAGCUGUGGCUCCAGGAAGUCGGAGAGGACGUGCAAGGGGGCCCUGUACAAGACUCUGGUGUCUGAAGGAAUGCUGGCCUCGCUGAGGGCCAAUGUGGACAGAGGUAAGCGAGGCCGGGGCAGUGUGUCCGAUCAUGAGGCCGGCUGGACCGAGGACACCUGGGCCUUCACACAGACGGGCCCCAGCAACCCCAAGAAGCUGAAAAAGUCCAAAUCCAGAGACGACUCUGUUCCUGGCCUGGGGAAACUGGAGCAGGAGUUUGAGAAGAAGUUCAACAGUCUGCCACAAUACAGCCCCCUCACCUUCGACAAGAAGAGCACCUCGGUCACCAAGAAGAAGAAGCCCAGCGAGGUGCCCAAGCCCUGCAAGGGUUCAUCUCCAUCUCAGAAAAAGAAUUUAUUCCACAAGAUUGUUAGCAAGUACAAGCACAAAAAGGAGAAACCCAAUACCGUGGAGAAAGCCAUAGCAAUGCAAGACCCCCCCGUGCUGGAUGGAGGGCCGACGGUGAAGGUGGCGGGCCCCUGUGGCCCUCUCUCUCUGGAGGUGCUGGGGGCCGCUGAGAUGCUGGUGGGCAGCCAGAAGAGGAAGGCCCGUAAGAAUAAGAUCACCCACCUAGUGCGCACUGCCGAUGGCAGGGUGUCCCCAGCAGAGGAGGACAAAGCCAGGGAGGUGAUCCAGAAUCAGGAUGAAAAGCCAUUAACCCAAGAGACUUUAUGCAAUGAAGACGGGUCCUGCGCUGAACCCAGGCCCCGGGAGACGAGCGGCGAUGGCGCCGACGGGCCCGCCAUUUCCGGCCUCCCGGCCUUCUUCAGCCUGGCUGCUCUGGCUGAAGUUGCAGCCAUGGAGAACGUGCACAGAGGCCAACGCACAGUCGCCAUGGCAGCAGACGCACAGUCGAAGGAAAUGGCCCAGGCCGCCGUGCUCAUCUCCUGCGCUGAUCAGUGAAGGCCCUCCCCUUCCCACAUCCUCCUCCUCCCCACCCCAACCCCCUCAGACAACACAGUCACGACGUGCUUCUCUGCCCUGACCUGGCUCUGGGGAAUGGGAGGUUGUGACAGAGUGAACUGGGCUCAGCUGUGGACUUGGGGAACAGGGCCUGCCGAACGCUUGUACCCAGUGGGGGGGAGGAGGGUGCCCCCUUACCCGCGCUCCCCUCCCCCUCCCGGCAGAGCUGACCUCCAGCCCCCCGGUGGAGCUGAGCCAGUACGGGGGCGUGGCUUUUCCAUCCGGGGGCUGCGACGGGUUAGCGGGAUUCUGCUACACGCCAGACAGCUGCCGUCUUCAAAGGUCAAGUUUUGCAGACAAAAAGUGCAUUUAAAUCAUGCGCGCGUGCGCACACACACACGCACACACACGCACACACACGCACACACACGCACACACACGCACACACACGCACACAUACAUACAUGCACACAAAAAGCUCUCCCUUCAGGAGGUUUUUACUUCUUUAUGGUGAGCCGGUUUUAAGUUUAUCCACAUCUUGUUACCUUCUUGGUACUUGGUAUUUCCUGUGUGAGGAGGUGUGUGAAGCCCUGUGGCUUUCUGUUUGGAACACCCUGACAGAGCUCUGGUGAAACUGCUUCAGAACUCACUAAAACGCCCUUGACCUCAUUUCCUGCCUAAGGCCUUCAUUUUGUACACUAGCUCUCUGAGCUGUGUGUUCCCCUGCUUUGCAGAGAGCUACAGAGGACCUGGGCAGUCAGUUGUACUUCGUAACACACUCUACCCCCCCCCCCCCCUUGUUACAGCUGUAACGACAGCCUCGUUACUCGGAGGUUCUGAUUGAGCGCGUGUCAAACAACCCCCUUUUUGGAAAUCUCAGAAAGCAUUCCAUUGCUUGGUAGUUCUCAUGUAGAGGCUGGGGGUGGCUGCUGGAGGGAGGCUCUGACCAUUGGAAAAUGCUGGCCGCUGGCCGGUCUGUUUGAGUUGGGCAGCCGAGUGGAUCAGGGUUCUAGCGCGAAGCCUCGGUUUCACUGUGGGAAGGGAACGGGUCUCCAGGCAACCGGUCAGCGUGCUGCUCUUCAUUCUGACUAGAUGGGAACUUUAUUACCCAGCAUCCACCCUGUGUGAUAUCAGUUGAGAUCAACCUGUGGGUUGUCGGGCCUCACUGGUUUACUGGUACAUGCUUUUUUCUUCUUUUUUUCUAUCUGCGUAUUCUUUUCUCUCUCACGGUCUCUCCCUCUCACACAGACACGCACACACACACACACACACACACACACACACACACACGCACACACUGGAAGUACUUGAAUGAAAAGAGAUGCAUUUUAUGUCAAUGCCUGACCUUUGAGCAGUCUGUGUAGCAUCUAAAUAGCUAAUCCAAAUGUGUGCUACUAGUUUCCUAAGAUAGAUUAAUAACACAGACACUGCACUAAUUUUUAGCUCCAGUAGAAGAGGCUUCAUUAUGUUUUAAUUAUUCAGUUUUAUUCAUUCAGGUUUGUAUCAAGAUUCCUCCUUCACCCAAUGUUUAUUUAUUUUUUUUAUUUUAUUUUUUUCUUGGUUUUUUUUCCCCCUUCUUCCUGUGUCGCUGUUUUCUCCUUGAGAUCAUGACACUGAAAUGAACUGUCCCGUCAAACUGAACUUUGACUCUUCUUAGCUUUAUGCUUGAUUUUAUUGUAUUUUUUAUUCAUUUGCAUGUCCUUAUUGAAGUGAAACAGCCAGGCUUUCAUUCCAUGAAUAUUUGUGGGCUCGAGUUGAAGGCGCCCAGCUGUGCGGUGGUCCUGUGUACAGUACAGUAGGUUAAUAUUGUAUGUUUUUAAACGCUUCCGUGGCAGGUGAGACGGUGGCUUUCUCUGUUGAUUGACAGCAGGUCAUUUUCUCGGCCGGUCAGCUGACUGCCUGCUUGUUCAAUCAGCUGCCUCCGUUCGGACGGUCAAGCCGCCGAACCCCCACCUUCACUCCUGCACAUGGCAUGAAUGACAGAUCUUCCCAUAUCCGUAGUUCCAAGGCCUAUACUCAAAUGGUGUGACGGUAUAGAUCAGUCUCUCUCUGUCCUUCCCACGCUGCUGUGGACGUAGGCUGUGUAGUAGUCCAGACUGGUGGAUAUGCUGUUCUGUUUGACUCCUGUACUCUCUCUCCCUCAGGACUCCUUCCGUUAGAACAUACUACCGCUUUUUGGAGCUACCGCUGAUGACCCAUACCAAUUUAUUAUUCUUUUUCAUAAAUUAUUUUUCACAUUUUCAUUAUCUGCCCUGUCAGUGGUAAAAAAAAACAACAACAAAAAAAAACAGUUGUAUCAGUGUUCUGUUGGUAUCUGCCUUGGUUGUUCCUUUUUUUUGUUGUUUUUGUUUUUGUUUGUUGUUCUUAAUGGCUAUUCCAAACCUCAGAUAUCUCUCCUGGGUCCCAGUUUACUGGAUGAAGACUGUUGUAAAAAAAAAAAAAAAAAAGAAAGAAAAAAAAAAAAAGCUCAUAUAUAAAAAAAAAAAAAAAAAAUCCUUCAUAAACACACACCGUAUAAAUACCUAUGUAGAACCUGUCCCUAUGCUUACUUGUUAAGCAGUUGAGCACUGAAUAGUACUGCACUGCUUGUAGAACAGCAACUUCUGUUUCUCUGCUUCUCUGAGAGUAUAUAAUCUUAUAGCACCUGCAUUACCUGUGCAUUGGGGCAGCAGUACUUUGUAAAGAGCCGGUUCAUAGUUUUCCAUGGUGUUACCAUGUGGCCUGGACAUGUGACAUCCUAACAAUAACUCAAGGGCCCAGACUGCUGCACACAAGCAUUUAUUUCUCCUAAAACUCUAAAUACCGGUUUUCGGUGUACUUUCCAAUUUAGACUGACAUUGCUUUUAUAGUGCAAACUGCAACGGACAUCUUCGGUCAGUUUUCAUACCCCCCCCCAAAUGUAUUUGUGCAUAGAAACUGGUGAUUGAACUUGGAGCUUCAGCUUUUAAAGUUGCAAGUGAGAUUUAACAGUUUUUCUGCUUGCUAAUAAAAUAAUCCUAGAUGCAUUGAAAUUAUAUAUUUUUCACAGAUUUGAGGAAAUAAUUCUGGGGUAGGUGUGACUUGUUUUGGAAGGAUUAAGCAUUAAAGAACUUACAUAAGACUUCCUCACAUAUACUUCAGUUUGUGCUGUUAGUGCACCUUGUCCAUAUCUGGACAUUCUAAUGAGUAAUUUAGUCACUGCUUAAAGAUGACACUGUUCCAAAUGUUUCUCUUCAAUCAGUUCUAAUUAAAAAUGAAAUAAAAGUGUCUUCCCAAAAAAAAGAAAAAAGCACAUGUACUUCAUCAAAAACCAUUUCAAACAUGGCACUAGCCAGUGGGAUAGCAUGUACGUAACUAAAUGCUUGUAACUACUGUGGUUCUGCGGACAUUUGCCAAAGAAAAGGAAACAGUGUCUUUAAAUCAAAUACAUCGUAAGAAUAAGGCUAGAUUUGCAGUUGCACUGGAUUUUGUUUGGUGCAUAUGAUCUUCAGGUAACAGAUGUUCUUUAUCAGCACAAUUAAUGCUAUAUUUCUGAUGGGGUUCCUCUGACUUAAAACAGUUUUGUGGUAGUGGUGUACAUUGUUCGCACCUUUUAAAUGCCUCUUUUAAAAGACUAUAUUUGCACCUUAGAAUCCAAACCAAAAUAAUAUCACAUUGAAAUAGUUAUUUUCUCUCCCCCUCCCCAACACACUUCUGCUUUAUUUUGUUUUCACACCACUUUUCUCCGACCCUUCAGUCCCCUUCCAUAUCUUAAAAAAAGAAACCUUUAUUUCAUUGCAAAUGUAUGUAAAUAUGAAUGAAGUAUUUUAGGCUGAUUUGAGCAUUCUGGCAUGAAAUUGACAAAAAUUAUAUAUCAACACAUUUUAAUCCCCUGCCCUUCUCAUUGUCCACCUUUUCUAUAUUUAAGAUGCCUAUUUAAAACUAGAGUUCCUAUAUGAAUUAAAUGAAUAUUAUCGAUGAUAAUACCCUUUUGUGCUAGUACUGUCUCUUGAAUGUAAUGGAUUUUUGUACCUGUAUUUUUCUAUUUGCUAUUCAAUCUCAACUUUCUGUACUUGAUGGAUUUAUACGGAGGAGUUUACACACGUGAAUAGUUUGUUACAACCAACAGUCAUUGCCGUGGACAGGCGCCGUUGUGAGAACUCCAGUUCUGUGAGUUGACUUGGCUCGUCUGUAAGCAUCUGUUAGAGCGAUUUUACAGAGAGUUUAAUUUCAGAGCACAGGAAUAUAACCACCCUGAUUUGUAUCAUAAAAUGCAGGAAUCAAGGACCACUCUUAGCAGUAAAGGGUGAAACCAGGGACACUUGCAAUUACAAAGAACAAUUGCCAAACCCUCUGUAAUUUGAGCUUAUUUAUUUUAUUAUUUUUUAUUGUUUGUUUAUCCAGAUAGUCUUAAAAAAAAAAAAAAAAAAAAAAAAAAAAAACCUGAAUAUGCACCCAGAACUUUUAAAGAUGUACCUUAUCUGCUCCAUACAAGAAUGUUAUGUGUGUGACUGCUUGAGCAGUUUAACACAGUCUUGUUGAGGGCUUUCUCCAGAUUGAAUUAUGUUUCCUCUUGAAAGUUUGUACCAUGUGUGCUUGAUCUAAUUUAUGUCAAUAGUACUGUAUCAUAACAUGUAUGGACUUGAUUGUUACAGCCCAGUUGUUAAUGCAGCCUUGCCUUACUGGACACCCUGCUUAGAAAGGGAUUCCUUAGCCAUUGCCCUCAGCUCUUUUCACUGUCAUUACACUGUCUGCUGGCGCAACUAGUACUCCCUCAACACCUAUUAAAAUACCUAUAUUAAA
Messenger RNA from Conger conger (European conger), 7924 nucleotides. Its product is annotated as HMG box transcription factor BBX. Lineage: Eukaryota; Metazoa; Chordata; Actinopteri; Anguilliformes; Congridae. The transcript has 18 exons. Bases 407 to 3163 code for a protein of 918 amino acids. Gene Ontology annotation, molecular function: DNA-binding transcription factor activity, RNA polymerase II-specific; RNA polymerase II transcription regulatory region sequence-specific DNA binding. Gene Ontology annotation, cellular component: nucleus. The record is from RefSeq and is a predicted model, not a curated record. Gene Ontology annotation, biological process: regulation of transcription by RNA polymerase II.